GGCAAGUCCUUCUGUGGCCUCCCACCCCAGGCCUGAAUCUUGCCCCUUCCGGGCACCGUGACCCCUCCUGGCAGGCCCGAAGCUGCCCCAGCCCUGACGCUUCAUCUUCAGAACUCACCUUCACGCAGGUUAAAAACUGCACAAUGGGGCUCAGGCAGGAAUCACAUCUCAGACGAAGUUGGACGUUCAGAGACGCAGACAGAGCUGUCUCCUGGGACCCAGAGGAGGACACUGAAGUUGGGGACGCCCGGCGAGACUGAGUGAGGACCCCAGGCGACAGCCUCAAAGGGAACAUCCGGAUUCCACUCUCUGUGGAAGGAGACCAGGGCCCAGGAAUGAAGCUGGAUACGGCUGUGGGCUGCAUGCUGGUGACUAUGGUGCUGACCGGGGCAGGAGCAGUUCCUGGCCCCAAGCCCCUCGGGGUCCUCCCAGAUGCAAGGGGCUGCCCCUUGGCCCAGUUCCAGUCUCUGUCCCCGCAAGAGCUGCAGGCCUUCAAGAAGGCCAAGGACAUCUUUGAAGAGUCGCUCUCCCUGAAGGCCUGGAGCUGCCGCCCCCGCCUCUUCCCCAGGACCUGGGACCUGCAGCAGCUGCAGGUGUGGGAGCGCCCCGUGGCCUUGGAGGCCGAGCUGGCCUUGACCAUGAAGGUCCUGGAGACCAUGGCUGAUUCGUCCCUGGGGGACAUCCUGGACCAGCCCCUUCACACGCUGGGCCACAUCCACUCCGAGCUCCAGGCCUGUGUCGAGGCUCAGCCCCCAGCAGGCCCCCGGCCCCGAGGCCGCCUCCAGCACUGGCUGCACCGGCUGCAUGAGGCUCCAAAGAAGGAGUCCCUUGGCUGCCUGGAAGCCUCUGUCAUGUUCAACCUCUUUCGUCUCCUCACCCGGGACCUGAAGUGUGUGGCCAGUGGGGAUCUGUGUGUGUGA
This is a messenger RNA of Ailuropoda melanoleuca (giant panda), 920 nucleotides long. It is a transcript of the gene IFNL3, whose product is annotated as interferon lambda 3. NCBI's taxonomy places the organism in Eukaryota, Metazoa, Chordata, Mammalia, Carnivora, Ursidae. Gene Ontology annotation, biological process: cell surface receptor signaling pathway via JAK-STAT; innate immune response; defense response to virus. Bases 336 to 920 code for a protein of 194 amino acids. Gene Ontology annotation, molecular function: cytokine activity. The transcript has 7 exons. The record is from RefSeq and is a predicted model, not a curated record.